UGAGCUGUACGGGGCUGAUGACGUGUGGGGAAGUUUAUUUUCUGACGUCAAAUUCAAAAGUGGUGCAGCCGCCUUCACGCUCUUGCUUUACUCAAACCUUAGCAUUGUCUCUUACUCAUUCAGUCCGAUAGCCGCCGACCUAGCGCCUCAGCUGAAAGAGGGAGCCAUAUUUUGAUUCAGUUUUGGUGAUACCAAUCCUUUUCCGUUUCAUCCGAAAACAAGAAGUACAAGAAGCACAAGAAGCUUUGUUUACCCCCUACACGCGACCCAACCUUGGAAACAGAGCUUGUCGAUCUAUCGAAUAAAACAACUCGUAUUCUUAGAUCCAGAUCCCGUUGUGGAACUUCCCCGCCAAGAUAAUAUUAAGAAAUCUUCUUGUCGGUGCUGUGCCUCGUCCAUUUCCACGAAAUUCGAAAGCCAGCUUUCGGACUUCAAGUUGGGGGGUCUGGCCGACCACUUAGGGUAUCAUCCGAACCCCGCGGUGUCCGUGAAUCUGUAGGCGAUUAGUUGGAAACGUCAUCAUGGCCGAAGCCACGCCAAAUGCCCAGGCCGCUGGUUCUAGUUGGACCGCAUUCCUCAAAUCCAUCGCAUCUUUCAAUGGCGAUCUCUCCUCCUUGACCGCUCCGCCCUUCAUCCUCUCCUCUACGAGUCUCACCGAGUUCAGUUCAUACUGGGCCGAGCACCCCAGCGUGUUCGCUGCGCCCGCCAAAGAAACUGAUCCCGCGAAGAGGGCCUUGCUAGUGCUGAAGUGGUUCUUGACUACUCUUAAGCAGCAAUAUGCAAGCAGAAGCGAGCAAUAUGGUAAUGAGAAGAAGCCUCUGAAUCCCUUCUUGGGCGAGCUAUUCUUGGGCAAAUGGGAAGAUAAGGCUGGUACAACCGAGUUGAUCAGCGAGCAGGUGAACCACCACCCGCCAGCCACUGCCUACAGCAUCAUCAACCAUCCUUCCGGUGUUCACCUCCAAGGGUACAAUGCCCAGAAGGCUAGCUUUUCCAAAACCAUCAAUAUCAAGCAAAUAGGACAUGCGAUACUUGCGGUUCCCGACCCUUCCAAUCCCGAUGGAAAAGAUACCUUCUUGAUCACGCUACCCUCACUCCACGUCGAAGGGUUGAUAUUUGGUGCGCCCUUCAUAGAGCUUGAUGGCGCAUCAUACAUCACCUCCUCAACGGGAUACACCGCCAAGGUCGACUACAGUGGCAAGGGUUGGUUAAGCGGCAAGAAGAACUCGUUUACGGCAACUCUAUAUCCAACAGGCAAGGAAAAGGAAGUGAUCUACAACUGCUCCGGUCAGUGGACGAAAGCAUUCGAGAUUUAUACCGGACCAGUGAAGAGUAAUUCUUCGAAAACCCUCCUUGAGAGUUGGGAUCCCGCCAACAACCCUAUCGCCGAGCUUAUGGUCGCCCCUCCCGAAAAGCAACAUCCCCUUGAAUCUCGGCGCGCAUGGGCCAAUGUCGCCGCAGGUAUCGCGAAGGGAGACAUGGAUUACGUCGGCAAAGAGAAGGCGAGGAUCGAACAGGCGCAGCGUAUGAUGCGGAAGAAGGAGCAAUCCGAGGGUCGUGAGUGGGAGCGCAGGUACUUCACCGCUGCAACUGAGCCGGAUGCGGCGCUUGAAGCAUUGGCUACGCAUGUCGGGUUAAGUGCGAACGGUGAUGCUGACAAAACGGGAGGUCUGUGGCGCUUUGAUGCCGCCAAGGCCGAGAAAGUUAAGGGCCAGGAACUGAGCGAAGAUGAAAUGACUCAACUCGCUCAUGAAUUACUCGGCCUUUGAAUCCGGACCGACGUCUGGACGCUGCAGUGUUCGGAGUAAUCAUAUGAGGAGGACCCGAUAUUUAUUUGUGAAUGAAUAAGAUGAAUAAUAUUAUCGAGAAGAAAUAUUGGCGUGCGGGUUGGAGGGACGGCUGGUGAUUCUUUGGGUUGGUUAUCGUGCGUGUAGUAUUGGUUUAAGAAGCAUAGUAUAAUAAAGCGAAUCACUCGUUGAUGUUAGCUGAUUUUGAUGAGUGGUAGGCAUUCAGUGAUAUGCGCAAGAUCAAUAUUAAUCAGACUACCGUCGAGUCUUACAUACAACUAUUGCAUUCCCAGA
Molecule: messenger RNA, 2078 nt
Organism: Annulohypoxylon truncatum
Lineage: Eukaryota; Fungi; Ascomycota; Sordariomycetes; Xylariales; Hypoxylaceae
Product: Oxysterol-binding protein
Exons: 3
Coding region: 522-1766 (414 amino acids)
Biological process (GO): endocytosis; exocytosis; piecemeal microautophagy of the nucleus
Cellular component (GO): cytosol; membrane; intracellular membrane-bounded organelle
Molecular function (GO): oxysterol binding
Source: RefSeq, a predicted model, not a curated record